Molecule: messenger RNA, 1541 nt
Organism: Emiliania huxleyi CCMP1516
Lineage: Eukaryota; Haptophyta; Isochrysidales; Noelaerhabdaceae
Exons: 2
Coding region: 59-1318 (419 amino acids)
Source: RefSeq, a predicted model, not a curated record
CCGCCUCGAUUGACAAGCCGCGCCAAUCGCGCCCUGACCGUCGUGGCUGACCACCGCGAUGAUUCACAGCGCAGCGCCGCGGCGUCCCGUAGCGUCGCUGGCGCUCUUCCCAGCGCUCGCGCUUCUUGCCGUGGCGGCCACGCUCCUUUCGCACAGGCUCACGGCGCCCGACUCGCUGCAGCAGUCCGCCGAGGCGGAGCCCGCCACGACCCGCGGCUGGUACCCGGGCAAAUAUUUCGACAAGGCGACCGGCGGCGCCUUCCACAAGGAGUCCUUCGACGCUCCUCCGGGGAUGCCGGAGGGCACGAAGUGCAACGAGGUGGCGCCUUGGCUCGAGGCCUUCAUCAACGACGGCGUGCAAAAGGUGAUCACCGAGAUCCCGCGGCGGCCGAAGCUGUCUCGCAUGCCGCUGACGGUGCUGGUUCGCGUCGGCCUCGUCGAGACGGAGGUGCAGAACAUGUCCAUCAAGGCGAUCGAGGUCGGGCAGGUUCGGAUGGGCGCCUGCCGCAGGCCGAGGCGGAUCCUGCGCGGCGUGCCUCGGCUGCUUCCCGACGUGCUCCUCGUCAGCAUCGAGGACGUCAACAUGACGCAGGCGCUGCGCGUGCAGUACCCCGGCGUCUUUGGCGUCGGCGCCGUCGCCGCCGACGCCGUCUCGGACAUGCGCGGCUCGCUCAACCUGACGAUAGCCUUUGGCGAGGCCUCGGACGGCUCCAAGGUGACGGCUUGCUCGGGCGACUUCCAGCCGGGCGCGACGCAGCUGAUGGGGCCCCUCGGCGUCGGGCUCAGCCUCUCCGCCACGCCGCUCCCCUUCCCGGUGGGCAAGAUCCUCUGCUACGGCCCGCAGGCGCUGCUCGGCCCCGCUGCCGGCGCGCUGAUGGACGUGACGCUCGAGGGAGCGGCGGGCUCGGUGCUCGAGGGCAAGGUGAAGGAGUUCGGCGGGCUGGUGCAGAUGCUCAACGACUUCCUCGCCAAGCACACGCCGGGGCCAGACUACGAGGGCUGGUACUUGGGCAAGAACCUGGUCGAGGGCGGCCAGGCGGCGGAGACGGCGGCGGAGGAGUGGCACCCGGGCCAGCGCCUCGAGGGGUGGCACCCCGGCCAGCGGAUAGAGCAGGCCCUCGCGAGCUCGCCGCCUCCGCCCUCGCCGCCCCCGCCCGGAGGAGGAUGGUGGAUCUUCCAGGGCGCCGCCGAGCAGUCGCCCCCGCCUCCGCCUCCGGAGGGGUGGUACCCCGGCAAGCGCCUCAAGGAGGGCGGCGGCUGGUACCCGGGCAAGAACUUGCCGCGCAGUGUCGAGGAGGAGGCCCAGGAGGCGGCGUGACAGAGGUGGAGCGAGGACAGGUUAGUCGUUAGAUGGAGUCGGCACGCGAGCGAGCGUGUGUAGGUGAUGCAAGCCGCCAGACACGAGAUAUCUAUCACAUGUCCGCGGAGAUACACACACGUCGACGCGCCGCCCGCCGCGCGGCGGAUAGGCGCAACUGUCGGGUUCAGAGAGCAUGCCUGGUUUUGUGUAGCAUGCAUGUUUACGUAAAGCUUGGAGCGUU